This is a messenger RNA of Musa acuminata AAA Group (dessert banana), 2151 nucleotides long. RefSeq names its product exocyst complex component EXO70A1-like. The record is from RefSeq and is a predicted model, not a curated record. Lineage: Eukaryota; Viridiplantae; Streptophyta; Magnoliopsida; Zingiberales; Musaceae. The coding region runs from base 80 to 2011 and encodes 643 amino acids. The transcript has 12 exons. Gene Ontology annotation, molecular function: phosphatidylinositol-4,5-bisphosphate binding. Gene Ontology annotation, cellular component: exocyst. Gene Ontology annotation, biological process: exocytosis.
CGAGCCAACAACGGAAAGAGGGGGGUGGGUGGGAGAGAGAGAAGAAGAACGAGGAAGAAGAGGAGAGCGAGAUCGAGCAAUGGCGGUGCCCCAGGCGAUCGACACGCUUUCGAGGAGGGCGAGCUUGCUGAGGGAAUCGCUGCAGAAGAGCCAGAGCAACACGGAGAGCAUGGUGACCAUCCUCGGUUCCUUCGACCACCGCCUCUCUGCACUCGAGGCCGCCAUGCGCCCCACCCAGGUUAAGACGCACGCCAUUAGAAUGGCUCAUGAGAACAUCGACAAGACGUUGAAGACGACUGAGGUCAUCCUGACACAGUUUGAUCUCUCACGCCAGGCUGAGGCUACAAUAUUACGGGGACCACAUGAGGAUCUAGAAGGGUACCUAGAAGCAGUUGAUAUGUUGAAAAGUACCGUCCAGCAUUUUAGCUCAAAUAAAAGCUUCAAGGGCUGUGAUGGAGUGAUGAACCACAUAAACAGCUUGCUAGCAAAGGCCAUCCUGAAGCUGGAGGAGGAAUUCAGACAACUCUUAGCAACCUACAGUAAACCAAUUGAGCCCGACCGCUUAUUUGACUGUCUUCCUAAAUCCUUGCAACCACACUCAGAGACGUCUGGGCACCAAGCUGAUGGUGGUAAGCCUGAGCAUCAAGCCAGAAGCUUGGAGGCUGCUGUAUACAAGACACCAACUCUGAUUCCUCCAAGGGUUCUUCCCUUGUUGCAUGACUUAGCAAAUCAAUUGGUUCAAGCUGGACACCAGCAACAGUGUUCAAAGAUUUACAGGGAUGCCCGUGCUUCAACUUUAGAAUCAAGCCUCCGAAAAUUGGGAGUUGAGAAGCUCAAUAAAGACGAUGUGCAGAAAAUGCAGUGGGAGGCCUUAGAGACCAAGAUUCAGAAUUGGAUUCACUAUAUGCGGAUUGCAGUUAAACUACUAUUUGCUGGUGAACGAAAAAUUUGUGAUCAAGUCUUUGAUGGCACUACUCUUAAUAAAGAUCAAUGUUUUGCUGAAGUAACCACAAGUAGUGUGGCAGUGCUACUUAGUUUUGGAGAUGCUGUAGCCAAAAGUAAGCGAUCGCCAGAGAAGCUAUUUGUGCUUCUAGACAUGUAUGAAGUAUUGCAUGAACUUCAUGUAGAGAUUGAGACAAUUUUUGAAGGAAAAGCUUGUUCUGAGAUGAGAGAGUCCACAUUGAGCUUGGCAAAGCGCUUAGCCCAGACAGCUGAAGAAACCUUUGGGGACUUUGAAGAGGCAGUUGAAAAGGAUGCCACAAAGACAACUGUUCUUGAUGGAACUGUCCACCCUCUUACUAGCUAUGUGAUUAACUACGUGAAAUUUUUGUUUGACUAUCAGUCAACAUUGAAGCAACUCUUUCAGGAAUGUGUAACUGGAGAUAAAACAGAGUCUCAGUUGGCAAUUGUAACAAUGCGGAUUAUGCAAGCUCUACAGAGUAAUCUUGAUAACAAAUCCAAGCAGUACAAAGAUCCUGCUCUAACUUACCUAUUUCUUAUGAACAACAUACACUAUAUGGUGAGAUCUCUAAGCAGGUCAGAAGCAAAGGAUAUAUUGGGUGAUGACUGGGUACAAAGACACCGAAGGAUUGUGCAGCAAAAUGCAAACCAGUACAAAAGGGUUGCUUGGGCAAAGAUUUUGCAGACACUAUCUAUCCAAGGUUUGACUCCAUCAGGUAGUAGUUCGGCCUUGGGAAGUGAAGGAGCCAACAACAGUGGAGUUUCCAGAGCAUCAAUAAAAGAGAGGUUCAAGUCCUUUAACGUACAGUUUGAGGAGCUUCAUCAAAGACAGUCUCAAUGGACAGUACCUGAUCAGGAGCUGCGCGAGUAUCUGAGACUUGCAAUUGCUGAAGUUUUAUUACCAGCUUAUAGAUCAUACAUCAAACGUUUUGGGCCGUUGGUUGAGAAUGGUAAGAACCCACUGAAGUACAUUAGAUACACUCCAGAAGAUCUCGAGCGAAUGCUAAGUGAGUUCUUCGAGGGCAAGUCAAUGGGUGAACCAAAGCGAUGAGAUCUGACAGAACUGGCGGCAAAUUAAUUUUAAGCAGUUUUUACAUCCCUCAGGUCAUAGCUGAUAAUUCUUAGCUAUUAUUUUGUCAAGAACUUCGAUAAAUCUACAGAUGUUUCUGUUGCAUUUCUUGUCAUCAAGUC